UAGAUGUUUAUUGAGUCGAAGAUACUAUAGAUUUCCCACAAUGCACUCGAUCACGUUCAUGCAACAUAACCUCUUCAUUCAGGUUAUGUUUUACAGUGUUUCAGACAGAAGCCAGUUGAUGAUAAUAUAAACACGUGUUAAUUAUCAUGGAUUCAGAUAUUGAAAUUGAAGGAGAAAACAUUGAACAAGACAAAAUAAAACAUUUUCACGAAUUUGGAUUGGAUGAUAGAAUUUUAAAGGCAAUAGCGAAGCUUGGAUGGAUAGAACCUACUGUCAUACAAGAAUCAACAAUUCCAUUACUAAUUGAAGGCAAAGAUGUAUUAAUAAGAGCACGAACAGGAUCAGGAAAAACAGCAGCUUUCGCUAUUCCACUGAUUCAAAAAAUUCUCUCUACUAAAUCCCAACAAAGUCAUCAAGAAACUAAAGCUCUUAUCUUGGCUCCAAGCAAAGAAUUAUGCAAACAAAUUUAUCAGGUUUUUAUUGAUUUAACAAUUAAAUGUUCUAGAGAAGUCAGAAGUGUUGACGUCAGUCCUCAAGCUGAUUUGAACACACAGAAGCCUUUGUUAGCUGAAAAGCCAGAUAUUGUCAUUGGUACUCCAAGUCGUGUCUUACAGCAUUUAAAAGCAGGAAAUAUUAAACUGAAAAAAAGUUUAGAGACUCUAAUCAUCGAUGAAGCUGAUUUAAUGUUUUCAUUUGGUUAUGAAGAAGACGUGAAAGCGGUUUUAGGAUAUCUUCCAACUGUUUAUCAAGCAGCUUUAGCAUCAGCAACUCUUUCUGAAGAUGUUCUAUCAUUAAAGAAAUUAGUGCUUCAUAAUCCUGCCGUUUUAAAACUUGAAGAACCUCCACUAGCUCCUCCAUCACAAUUAGCUCAUUACAGUCUAGCUGCCGAAGAGAAUAAUAAAGCCGCUAUUUUAUACGCACUUUUAAAAUUACAUCUUAUUCGAGGGAAGAGUAUAAUAUUUGUCAAUACUGUGGAUAGGUGUUAUAAAUUGAAAUUAUUUUUAGAACAAUUUGGAAUUCCUACUUGUGUAUUAAAUUCGGAAUUACCAGCAUCAUCAAGAUGUCGAGCAGUUACGCAAUUUAAUGUUGGAACUUACGAUAUUAUAAUUGCAUCUGAUGAAAAAGCUUUGGAAGAGCCUCAUUUAAUUAAAGACAAGAAGACUAAACGCAAGAAAGAUAAGGAAUCUGGAGUUGCCCGUGGAAUUGAUUUUCAGUAUGUAUCAAAUGUUAUUAAUUUUGAUUUUCCAUUAGAUGUUAAUUCUUAUAUUCAUCGAGUUGGAAGAACUGCAAGAGGAAAAAAUCAAGGAACUGCUCUGAGUUUUGUUUCUGUCAGAGAAAGACCAUUGUUAGACGAAGUGGAAAAUCAAUUAAAAGAUAGUUAUGGUCGUGAACACUUAUUUAAAACUUACCAGUUUAAGUUGGAAGAAGUAGAAGGGUUCAGGUAUCGAGCUAGAGAUGCUUGGAAAGCAGUAACAAGGAUUGCAGUCAGAGAAGCGAGAUUAAAAGAAAUUAAACAAGAAGUAUUGAACUGCAAUAAACUGAAGAGCUACUUUGAAGAUAACCCAAGAGAUUUGCAAUCUCUAAGACAGGAUAAAGCAUUACACACUGUCAAAAUUCAACCACAUCUAAGAGAUGUUCCUGACUAUAUUGUCCCACCAUCAUUGAAAAGAUUAAUAGGUCUUGGGAAAAGAAAAAGAAAAUUCAAUCGUGAAAUUUCAACAUCUGGUGCUACUGCUACUAAAUCCAAACAUGACGCCAGAGCCUCUAAUCCUUUAAUUAGUCUUAGUAUACCAAACAAAAAGAAAAAAUAAAUAGAUUAUUAUUAGAGAAUGAAUGUGUUAAUUUUUAUAUUUUUAAGUAUAAAAAAUACAAAUUAAGAUAGAAAAAUU
This is a messenger RNA of Chelonus insularis, 1889 nucleotides long. RefSeq names its product putative ATP-dependent RNA helicase DDX56 (gene Hlc). The coding region runs from base 147 to 1811 and encodes 554 amino acids. NCBI's taxonomy places the organism in Eukaryota, Metazoa, Arthropoda, Insecta, Hymenoptera, Braconidae. Gene Ontology annotation, molecular function: ATP binding; RNA helicase activity; nucleic acid binding. The record is from RefSeq and is a predicted model, not a curated record. The transcript has 2 exons.